This is a messenger RNA of Trichomycterus rosablanca, 3508 nucleotides long. It is a transcript of the gene tnfaip8l1, whose product is annotated as tumor necrosis factor, alpha-induced protein 8-like 1. Bases 257 to 817 code for a protein of 186 amino acids. Gene Ontology annotation, cellular component: cytoplasm. Gene Ontology annotation, biological process: regulation of apoptotic process. The record is from RefSeq and is a predicted model, not a curated record. The transcript has 2 exons. NCBI's taxonomy places the organism in Eukaryota, Metazoa, Chordata, Actinopteri, Siluriformes, Trichomycteridae.
GGCGCAGAGACACAACUGCUUUAUUAUUUACUACCAUAACUAACAGCUUCACGGCUUCAGCGGCGGAUUUACUCCUUCAUAAGCUUCUAACACGAGGUUUAAGUCUUCUACAGAAGAGUUAUGAUCGUGUAGAAGAGGUUUAACAUGGAUCUGACUGGCUGUGGCUGUUAGAUGGAGGUUUGAGAGCAGGCUGCUGUACUGCAGUGGAUCACGGAUCUGACGCCCUGUAUCCGCUUCAAAUCACACAAGAGAGAACAUGGACUCGUUCAGCACCAAGAACCUGGCCCUGCAGGCGCAGAAGAAGCUCAUGAGCAAGAUGGCGACCAAGUCUGUGGCCAGCCUGUUCAUCGACGACACGAGCAGCGAGGUGCUGGACGAGCUGUACCGCGUCACCAAGGAGUACACGCGCAACCGCAAGGAGGCCCAGAAGAUCAUCAAGAACCUCAUCAAGAUGGUGGUCAAGCUGGGCGUGCUCUACCGCAACGGGCAGUUCAGCGCCGACGAGCUGCUGAUCAUCGAGCGCUUCCGCAAGAAGGUCCACACGCUGGCCAUGACGGCCGUCAGCUUCCACCAGAUCGACUUCACCUUCGACCGGCGCGUCAUGAGCGGCCUGCUGAACGACUGCCGCGAGCUGCUGCACCAGGCCAUCCAGCGGCACCUGACGGCCAAGUCGCACGCCCGCGUCAACCACGUCUUCAACCACUUCUCCGACUGCGACUUCCUGGCCGAGCUGUACGGCCCGUCCGAGGCGUACCGCGCCCACCUCCAGAGGAUCUGCGACGGCGUGAACAAGAUGCUGGACGAGGGCGACCUUUGACACCCCCUGUUCCCCUAAAUAUUGACCUGAGGCGCUUAUACGGUGGUGUUUAUUUUAUAUGUGGACUUUUUUUUGGCCUUGUGUCUGUGUUCUUGUUCGGCCGUGUCCACCUUAGAGUCCACUAAGAACUCGUGGGGCUUCUACGGGGUGGGCCGGGCCGGACAGCUGUGGACUUUCCAGUUACGAGGGGCACCACCCUUGUUUUUAAGUAACAAAAUCGAGCAUUUCAAGCCCUCUGAUCAUCUCCGACCGGGGAUUGAGAUUUGUAAUCCACCGUGGUUUGUUUUGACUCUGGAAACACGAUUCCAGCUUUAAUCCCGACCCUCAGAGCUCGUACACGAUCGCUCACGAUCCCUCGGCGCAAACAUUCCAGCCUGUUAAAGCUUCAAUACCCGCGUGAGUCACGCGAGGGCGAGGAAGGAGGACCGAACGGAGCCGCACGUGUACAAGAAACCGGUUUGUGAAGUCCGGAACGGUCGCUAGUCCUCGGUUUUAUAGGUUUGCGCUGUAUUCGAUGCAGUUCCUGGCAGGAAUGAAGAAAAUAUGAACAUUAUUCAUGUUUUAUAUUUGUAAUCACUGAGCCUUUAUUGGGGUUUUUUUUGUUUGUUUUUUUGUAUGUAAUACGUCCUCCUCGAGCGCUUCCCUGACCCGAUAACUGAUUUGUGUCUGUUAUGCUGCCCAGUGCUUCUAUUUCGGUUUCAUUCAGUCCUACUGUACGUGAAGCAGCUACCAAAGAUCUCGGGCAGAUCAGAUCUCGCUCUAUUUUUAAUGCAGGGAGAUAAAACGGUGUAAAACGGCGACGUUGCUGAUCUGGAGGAUCAGACUGAGCACUCGGUAUCUACUCUAAUGUAAGAAUUUGAUUCCAAACUUUAUAAACUGUGUACUGUGGAUAUUUUAUUGAUUCUACGUCCACGUUGCUCUUCUACUCUGAAUAUGAAACACUUCCUACACAUUUAUAAACAUCCACAUUCACACAAAGUUCCUUUUUGUUUCCCGUUCACUAAUUUUAACCCAGAAGUGUAGCGAUAUUGUAUAAUUAUAUAAUUUAUAUUGUAUUAAAGUGCCCAACCAAGCCAGAAGCACCACUGAGAAGCUUGUGCACAAACCUUCCUAAAGAGCGCCCCCUUAGGCUGGAUUCUACCUACUCGCUGCUUUAAGCGCUACCGUUCACCCUGUACUUGUGGAUUUGGUCGUCUUCUGCUUCGAAAGCAGCCACAUCACAUCUGGGGUCCUGAUUUUACAUCACAGUCUGUGUUUUACUUACAAACCCGGGGAUGGCUUGGUGGGGUAGCACUGUCACCGGGUCCUUUCUGUGUGGAGUUUGCACGUUCUCCCGAUGUCCCUGUGGAUUGAGUUUCCUCCGGGAGCUCCGGUUUUCCUCCCACAGUCCAAAAACAUGCACAUUAUGACCGGUCGUGUCAUAAAUGGAACAAAAGUGUAAAACGUGACGUUAAAAUGCUAAUAAACAAACAAACGAAUUUACGAACAGGGAGGGCGAAGGUAACCAAGCCCGAAAUCCAUCCGUUCAUUUAAGAAUCAGACGAGCCUCCGAGUUUUGUCAACACGUCAGACUUUAGUGAAUCUAAAAUUUGGCUUAACGUGGCGGUAACGAAGCCCCGUUACAAACAUAAACACCCUAAGAUAAACAUUAUAAAGUGUGAAAGUCAGAAGCUUGCAUCUCGCUUUCCAGAUGACGUUAUUGCAGUCGCACCUUCUAAUUGAGAACUCUUGUUGAGAGAGGUGCAGAGGUUAAUAUAAUUCCUCCUCCUUGCACAUUGGGAGUUGGGGGCUGAUUGGUGCUGCUCUUUGGGUGGGUGGGAUGGCGUUUUCGUCCUCCUCGACCAUUAGGCAGUGCCAGUCAUCCUCAGGCAUCUAAAAGCCCGUGCCAUCAGAAACGGGCUGGACGCUGCUCUUCCUGGUGUGAUGAUUUUCUUAACAACAUUGCCUGGCCUACAGCUUGUCUUGGAGGAAGCACGUGCUAGCCAAAUCUCCCGGAUCCUUCUGUUAGCAGGGGGGCAGACCCAAAAAGCGGGUCUAUGUAAAGCGUUUAAAUAAGGGAGAGAAUGAUUAAAGGUUUAUACACUAUAUGGACAAAAGUAUUGGGACACCCUUUCUAAUUUUUUCAAUUCAUGUGUUUAUAUGAUUGCAAUUUUGCAGCAACAGUUUAGGGAAGGCUCUUUCCCGUGCCCCUGUGCUCUAUAAAACAAGAAAAGCUCAAUCUAAAGAAACGCCAGCGUCCUGCACAGGCUCAACAGCUCUGAGAUGAACCGGAACAUCAACUGACAUCAGUGCCCAGACAUACAUAUGCUGUCGUCUUUUCGCUGAAUGGGCACAAAUUCCCACACAAGUUUCAAAGUCUCAUUAGAAGCCUCUUCAGAAGAGCGGUGGUGGUUCUAGCUGAAAAGGUCACACAGAGGUCGGGCGUCCGAAUACUUUUGACCCUAUAGCGUGUGCUCGAUUUUUGACCGUUUUUAUUAAAAUAAAUGGACGCUGAGAUUUUCUCAGGUUAAAACCCGCCGACGCUCAGAGCUCUGAUUCAAACGCACCCGAAGACCUCAGCCGAUGGGAGGACCGUCGGUCAGCAUCCCGAUUCGACUCUUUUUUUGUGUGUGUGUUGUCCAGUGUGCCUUCACUUCACAUCUGUUGUAUAUAAAUACAGUCUAUAUAAAGGAAACCUUGUUUUUAAUCCAA